AUGAUAACCAGACUUUUGAGAAGAAGCAUAGGCCUCACAAAAGUCCCUCAUGCGUGGUUUGAGCCAGAUCACCCUCUUAUAAAGUCUGAUAAUGAUUAUAACGACUUUACAAAGCAUUUCGAAAAAUUAGCGAAAAAAGAAAGAGAAAGAGGAAAAGGAAAAGAAGACGACUCAAAUGCAAAUUUGAGCUAUAUGGAGCACAAUGCCAGUUCUGAAAGGAUGUAUGAAGUCAAAAGAGAAGACUUCAUGAAGAAUCAAGAACUAAUUGCCAUGUACUUGAAGCGCUAUGCCAAUUUGAAUCCUGAAUUAAUUAUUCAAGAUGCUGAGGAAAUUGAAGCAAUCAAAUUCGACACAAGGCUUCAGCAAUUAGAACCUUUCGAUACAAAUUACCUUUAUCACGAAAUGGAAAAGCUAGAAGAAGCUGAUGCAAGGUACAUCUUUUCACGAUUCAGCUUGCCCGGCUUCAAAAGACUAUUAGAUGUAGUUUUAACAAAAGCGCCUUUAUUUGGGAUCAUGGUCCCAAUGGCUGAAUAUGAUAAAUUGGCAAAAAUCAAUGUUGAAGUAGCAACUAAGAUCUACUCGUUUAACUAUGGAGAUGGUAUCACUUUUGACGAUAAAGAAAGAUCUCUAUAUAGAAGCAUGCUUCUGCAACAAUCAGCAACACAAGAUUGGCUAGAUAGCAGACCUUAUCCUAUGAUCAAUGAAGCUGAAAAUAAUUUUGUGACAGGGAUGAUCAACUGGCCUGGAACAGAAGACCAGGAAUAUACCACUCUUUAUCGUCCCUAUUAUAGAGACUUCCACAUUACAGAUGACACAUAUGAUUUUAAUGAAAAAACACCUUUUUUAGGAAGGAUCGCUCGAUCAUUAUGGCUAAGAACAAUAUACUAGUAAGCUUUAUUCAGUAACCCAACUAAAGAAGGAAGUAUAUAUGGCCAUAAAAUUAUUGAAAGGCUUAUAAAAUACUUGAGCUGUCCUGAGUUCAAAUAUGGUAAUUUCUAUUCAGCUUUUGACCUGCCUGGAAGCUUUCUAUCAAGAAACAACAUUUUUUAUAUCCACAUUUGACUUGUAAACGAAAGGCUAAACAAUAUUUGCAAUGGAAUCGUCGAAGAUUUAUCCCAUAUCUCAGUUUUCAAACAAAUCAUCUCUUCUCAAGCCAGGAAAAGAGUAAGAUCUGCUAAAACAUUAAUCCGAAUGAUUCAAUCAAUGAUCUCAACAUUCGAAAAAGUGGCCAAAAUAGAGACAAAGAAAAACAUAGGCAGAGUAGCAAUUGCUGACCAAAAUAAAAAGAGGAUCAAUAAUCUAAGUGAAAAAUUCAUGGAGCAAGUGACAAGAUUGUUUCAUGAUCACUUUGUCAUCAAUCAAAAAUCGGUGGAUGGACUAGAAGAAUUAAUGCAAAAGACCUUUUUCCCUGGCUCUCCUAAGAGCAUAAAUAAGCCCUUUGUUCAUCAAAUUGGUGAGUAUGUAAUUAAGCAUAGGGAAUAUUUAAGCACAUUAUCGAUAAAUGAUAUCUGCCUUUGCAAUAUCGAUUGGAAUAUUGAUAGAAUUGAUAAGGAAGCAGUGAGAAAGAAAAUAGAAUUAUUAAAGCCUGAAGAGGCAACAAUCAAAGAGACAGAGUUUAAUAAGGAAGAGCUUGGAAUUAUCCAUAAUUUAGAAGAGUUUUUGCCAGAGCCAAAGAAAAGAAGUGAAGAGCCAGAUAUCAAGCCGAAAAGAAAAUUCGAUGAUAAAUACAGGCCUAUUAAGUCAUAA
This is a messenger RNA of Blepharisma stoltei, 1746 nucleotides long. The record is from the annotation of a GenBank genome assembly. NCBI's taxonomy places the organism in Eukaryota, Ciliophora, Heterotrichea, Heterotrichida, Blepharismidae.